AUUGUCUUUGGAUUGCUGUAUUUAAUAAAGAUGCUUUGAAUCUGUGUUUGGAAACUUAGUUGCUUUCUUUCAUUAUAAAUCUCUUUCUAAAAUAAAAUAAUUUUAAAAAGUCUUAGUAGUUGAUGUAAAUAUUUUCAAAAAAACAAUAAGCAAACAUAUAAAACGAAUAUCGGACGCGAGAAAAUUGUUUGGCAGAUUUUUGUUUAGACGCGGCUCCUUGGGAUACCGUUUGACCGCUUCUGCCUGAAUUGAUUUAAUUAUACUUUAUAUGUUUUUGAUGACUAUUAACAUACUCAUAUCAUAAAAUAUUCUAGUAGGAUGAUGGUUUGUAGUAAUGCACUGUAGUCUAAUUAGAAUAUUAAUCAUUAUAAACAACAAUUAAAGAAAUGGAUCAAGAAAAUUAUAUUUCAGAGAGAAUUUUAGAAUCACAAGAAAUUGAUGAUUCAGAACAUACUGUUAUGAAAGGUGAUACUGUAGGAGAAACAUUGUACAGUGCAAAAUGGAUUUUGAACACUCUCGUAUCUCUAACAAAAAUAUAUGAAGAUGGUUGGAAUCCAUUUAUAGAAAGCGAUUUGUGCAUAUUAUGGGAUAUAACAUCUGAAAAAGAUAUUAUAGAAUUUCUCAUAGAAAAUGAUUUCUUAAGAAUGGCUGAAUUUACAUUGAAAAUUUCUGAAGAACCUAGAUUAACGGAAAUAAUUGUUGGGAUAAUAGGAAAUUUAUGUUGUGAGAAAAAAUCUCUUGAUAAAUUAGUGCAGAGAGAAGAACUAGUAUCAAUCAUACUUUCUCUUUUGUCAUCAGACGACAAGGAAACACUGAUUCAAGUUUUGAGAAUAUUACAGGCAGCUAUUUGGGAUAUCAGUAAAAAUCCACAAUCUCUGUGGUUGAAAAAAAUUAGUGAUUUUGAGAAUUUUGGAGAAGCAACUUAUUUUAUACUUAAAAGUUCUACCAGUGAUGAACUUUUAACACCUACUAUUAAUUUAAUUUAUUUGAUUUCUGAAGUAGAGUUACCAGAAGAAAGUAUUUUACUUAAAAAUAUUUUUGAUAUUGAUAAGUUAAUAAUAAGUAUUUGUGAAUCCAUGGAAGAAUUAAUCGGUCAAAAUGAUAGUGGUCAUUCAGAAAUACAAUUUAAAGUCAUUGAAAAUUGGUUGAGUAUUAUGUUCAACAUUAUCAAGAAGAAUUUGCUAGUUCUAUCAGAUGAUGAAACUGAUAUGAAUAUACAAAAAAUUAAUGCAGUAUUAGUGAGGGUACUAAGACCAUAUCAACACUUGAAUAAUUUGAUUCCAGUAGAAGAAAACUGCUUAUCUUGCAUUCAAGAAUGCAUCAAAAUGAUUUUUACUUUUGAACAAAAUGAAGUGUUUCUAGAUUUUGAUAUAGCUCACAUCACAAUACAAUUGAUGGUUAAUUUCCAAAUAGCUGUAACAGAAAAUGAAUUUGAAGAACUUGAUGAAAAUGUGAAACAUGCUUAUGAGAACAUUCUAAACUGUUGGAUUGAAAUGUUAAAAACUUCUAGUAAAGAACAGGUUAAAGAAAUAUUGAAAAAGUUUGAUAUUGACACCAUAAAUAACAUUAUAAAGGCUACAAAUUCUUUCUUGAAUAUUUCUGAAAGUUGCCUUGUUAAACUUACAUCUGCGAAAUCAGAGAUAUUUUCUAUUACAUGA
Molecule: messenger RNA, 1658 nt
Organism: Phymastichus coffea
Lineage: Eukaryota; Metazoa; Arthropoda; Insecta; Hymenoptera; Eulophidae
Exons: 6
Coding region: 387-1658 (423 amino acids)
Source: RefSeq, a predicted model, not a curated record